Messenger RNA from Cokeromyces recurvatus, 1033 nucleotides. Its product is annotated as NAC domain-containing protein. The transcript is spliced from 3 exons. Gene Ontology annotation, cellular component: cytosol; nascent polypeptide-associated complex. Lineage: Eukaryota; Fungi; Mucoromycota; Mucoromycetes; Mucorales; Mucoraceae. The record is from RefSeq and is a predicted model, not a curated record. Bases 63 to 560 code for a protein of 165 amino acids.
UUUUUUUUUUUCUUUUUCCUCCCCCCUUCUUUUUGUUGGAAUAGCAUUUUAUAUUAUACAACAUGAACGCUGACAAACUCUCCAAGCUUCAAUCCCAAGUUCGUAUUGGUGGUAAGGGUACUCCCCGUCGUAAGGUCAAGAAGACCACCGGUAAGUCCUCCACUGGUGAUGACCGUAAGCUCUCUGCUGCUCUUACCAAGUUGAACGUUCAACCCAUUGCUGGUGUUGAUGAAGUCAACAUGUUCAAGGAUGACGGUAAGGUCAUUCACUUCAGUCACCCUCGUGUUUCUGCUGCUGCUAACGCCAAUACCUUCGCUAUUCACGGUCGCUCCACUGAAAAGGAAUUGGCUGAACUCAUUCCUGGUAUCUUGAACCAAUUGGGUCCUGACUCCAUGGCUGCUCUUAAGAAGCUUGCUGAAUCUUUCCAACAAGCUCAAGGUGAAAACGCUGCUAAUGCCGAUGAUGAUGAAAUUCCUGACUUGGUUGAAAGCUUCGAAAAGGCUGAUGUUGAAGAUAAGGCUGAAGACAAGACUGAAGACAAGAAGGAGGAAUCUGCUUAAAAAAAUCUCAUAUUUUGAAUGUGAAAAAAAGAGAAAAAAAAAAGAAAUAAAAUAUACUAAUUGACAAACAAUUAAAAUUAUAUUUUGUGAAAUGAACAUGUAAGAAUUACACGAGAUUAUUUAAUAUUAUUAAUGAUGUGGAUAGCUAUUUGUAAAAUAGAUUUAAGAUGGUAAUUGUUGCAUGUCUGAUCAUUUCUCGAAUGGUUUUCCUUUUUUUUUUCUUCAAAAGUAAUUAUAAAUAUCCACUAAUUACUGGGAAAAGAAUAAACAUAAUCUUUGUUUUCUGCUACUUGCUUGUAUAUAAUAGAACAACUAAAAGUGACGAUGACUUUUUUUUUUUGUAAUGAUCUUAUAACUAAUUGUUCACUGUACUAAAUGAAGGGUUAAUUUAAAUUUAUAAUCUUUUUUUUUUAUUAUUCAUUAAAAAGUAAAGCGUGUUUUCCCAAGAAUAACAAAGUAGAAAAAAAAAAGGG